Molecule: messenger RNA, 9289 nt
Organism: Colossoma macropomum (tambaqui)
Lineage: Eukaryota; Metazoa; Chordata; Actinopteri; Characiformes; Serrasalmidae
Gene: sec22c
Product: SEC22 homolog C, vesicle trafficking protein
Exons: 7
Coding region: 205-1116 (303 amino acids)
Biological process (GO): endoplasmic reticulum to Golgi vesicle-mediated transport
Source: RefSeq, a predicted model, not a curated record
AUUUCACUCCGUUGUUCGUGUUUAUGUGAUGGCGUUGCACAAUUAUAACCAUGAAUACCGGGAUUAAAUGAUAUGUUUCGGUUGUUAAGAUACUGGAACUAGCCGAUACAACAGAAUACAGUGUCUAACUUUUAUUAGUAUUAUAUAAAAAGAGUUAAAUCCAGAAAGAAUGAGGAUGAAUCUUCCUAAAGGCCUGUGUGCAGCAUGGCACUGAUCCUGUUUGCCUUUGUGGUUCGGGUCAGGGAUGGACUCCCUCUCUCUGCGUCCACUGACUUCCAGCACAACAGGGAGCUCCAGGAGAGGAAGCAGCAGCUGAAAGUCAUUUCUAAGUCCCUGAACUUGCUCCCUGAGAGAGGGACCAUCAAGGGCCAUGAGCUCCAUAUCUACUUCCUCUCGUCGGAGGGUGUGGCCUACUUGAUGGUGUGUGCGUGUAGCCUCCCUGCUGCUGUGGCCUUCUGCUUCCUGGAAGACCUCCGCUGGGAGUUCACUGCAAGCUUCGACAACUCAGCGGUCGCCCUGGCAACCCGGCCAUACCCAUUCCUAGAGUUCGACAGUGUCAUUCAAAAACUGCAGCAGCACUACAACCAGAGUGGGGGCCCUUCUCUUGGUGUGACCUUGGCUGAGGUGCAGGAGGAGCUGAGGGCCAGCCCUCCCCAGAUCCUCACCAUGGAAGAUGUGCAGCUCAGUAAUGGAGCAGCAAAUGGCCACAUUGAGCAGCCAGCUCCAUCAGGUCAGAAUCAGAGACUGGAGCCAGUCUCAGCACCUGGCAUCCUCUCGCUGGUGCUCAACAUUAUGUGCGCUGCCCUCAAUCUCAUUCGAGGUGUCCAUCUAAUUGAAUACACCUUCCAGGAUGAUUAUGAAGGAAUAUGGAAUGUUGUGGCAUUUCUUUUGGCGUUUGUAUGUUGUGUUUGCCAGUGUCACCUUUACUUAUUCCACUCCUCACUGAAGAAGCUCAAGUCCUUCACGCUCCUGACCAUUAUCAUUCUAUGCAACACCUUUCUGUUUGGCCUGAGGAAUGUCUGGCAGCUGGCCUUCCACAUGUCUGUGGCCUGCCUCUCCACGCUGCUCUGCCUCAACCGCAAGCUUCUGGACAGGAGCUCCGACUGCGGAGUGUGAGUUUACACACAUAGAGCUUCUUCUGGAGCUGCUUUUGAACGCUCACAAGGUAGGACACGUGACUGUGUCUUAUCUUGGUUUACCAAGAGCUAGUCUCAAUGGAGGGAGAUAUAAUGAACAGAGUACAGAGGGGACAGGAACAGUGAGUCACCAGAAAAGAAUACAGCAGAAUAGUGUAUUCAUGUCAAUUUUAAACAGGAAACUACCUUCAAAGACUGACAACAGGACAAUGGAAUGGUGUCUGAAUGUUUUAAAAAAUGCUGGUUACAGCAUCUGAUGUUUUUUCAUUUUCACUGAAGUGUAGGGCUGUCUAUGGAUUUUAUUGGUCAUCCACUGAUUAAUCUGACAGUUAAUCAAGUAAUCAGAGUUUAAAACAGGCCAAACUGGAUAAAUGAGCUUAAAUGAACAAUAACAAAUCAUGCAAAGAUUCCACAUUCAUUUAUUUGUAAAAAGAAACUAAAAAGCCUUAAAAAUAGCACUACAUGGCAAAACAUGAACAUAGAUAGUCCAGAUUUCCAUCUGUUUCUUUCUAUAAUGGAGACCAAAAGGAGAAUUUAAAAUAUGCCAAUUAACCCCUGGUCAUUGAUCAUAUUUUAAUCCACGAUUUUUUUUAAUUGAGUAAAAAUGAGUAAUCAUGACAGCGCUGCUUUAGUGUCAUACAUUAUUUGAAUAUUUCAUCAUUUCACAGUUAAUGACUACCAUGCACACAUGGGUAGCCUAAUGAAAGCUUUUGAUUUAAAAUGCCUUUUUCAUGAAUCAUUAGCAUUUUUAGUGCAUAUUUUGAAUGUAAUAGGGAAAAGAAAUUAAUAAGGGAUGUAACCUAAUAAGCACACUGCAAGGGGAUCGACUUAGUUGAUCUAAGUCACAGCUCCACUGUUCAAAAGUUUGGAACCACUUCUCGUUACCAGUUUUGUGAUUUCAUUCAGUGAUAACUUUUAUAGUGCACAUUACUGUAAACUAGAUACCAGAAGGUAUUCUUUAGGAAACAAUAAUAAGCUUUUAAAUGAUAACUGAUAUUCUGUAAUUAUCUAUUUUCUUGAUAAAUUAUCUGCCUCCAGAUUUAAUCACCACUCAAAUACGAAGCAGUCUGGAUGCUAAUUUUUUCUCCAUUCUGGACACAAAAAAUUGUAAUUUUUAACAGCUCCCUACAAAUGAUUUGAAACCUGUGAGGUGCUGAGUACUAGGAUCAUGUUAAAAUCACAUGUAAACUGUAACUAAAUUGGACUAUGAAUAUGAUGAAAAACACUAUGAAUGUGAUCCCAAACUUUUGAAUGGUGAGUCUAAACUUAUGAAAGGUAAUGUAAUUGCAAAAUAUAAGCAUGCGAAUGUCCCUUUAAAGGGGAAUUCCACUCAUUUUUUAGAAUUUCUACAUGGCUCAGUGGUCGGGAUGUAAACAGUGUCAUUCAGAGUGGUUUGAUGUGAGAUGGUUCAUUGUAGAGAAACUUACCGACUCACAUUUCUUUACAGUGGUGAUGAUGGGAACCACAGUGUCUACAAUAUAAAUAUUCAUUUUGUUUGCAAUCCAAACCCAACACGUGUUUUUAUAUGUAAUGCUAAUAGUGGUAAAUCUGAAAAAAUAAGCUUUCUUUUGGGGAUGAUUUUGCUUUGCAUAUAUCUGUCAAUCAUUAUUAGCUUUUGAAAUACCUAAAAUACCAAAAUUAAAUCUCAAAACUAUGGUAAAACAAUGUCUCAUCGAGCACCCGGCAGGGUAUUCAUGACCCUUUCAUAUUUUAAACGUCUGUGAGCUAGAUUUUACAGGCAUAAACGCUUCAGACAUCUGGUUCCUAUCACCACCACUGACUCAGUGAGUUUCUCUAGAACAGAGCUUUUCGCAUCAAACCACUGUGAAUGACUUUGCCUAGAAGUUUUUAAAAAUUGGUGGAAUUCCCCUUUAACUGAAUAAAGAACUGAGAAACUGAGAAAGCUACUGACUCUUGCAUUAAGUUUGCAUAAAUCUCACUGGUGAACAUUUAAGUAGGUAUAAAACUGACUAAUUUUUUGCAUAAUUCUAAAGUCCGAUUUUGUUCAAGAAGCAGCUGAUGGCUUGUAAAUUAUUAAAGUAUACCUCUCUGAAUAUCAUAUGACAUACAUAUUCCCAGCGACAUGCAAUAUAGGACCUAGUUUACAGAUAGUCUAAAAUAGCUUUUUUUGCACUAAUUUAUUGUUUACAAAAAAGUUGCAUUUUUGUAAGUUUGUGUGAGAAUUUGCUUAGAAGCUAAAUUAGUAGCUGACAGUAUUAGAGCUGUUUUAAAUGAGCAACAGUGUCUGGUUUGCUUAGCAGCAAAAUCGAGUGGAUUGUUUAUUCCAGUCUUAAUUUUCUACCAUCCACUGAAGUUUAAUAACCUUUGAGGAUAUUGGGUAACACUUUAUUAUAACAGGCACCAAAUAAACAGCAGCUUAUUAAUCAUCUAAUAGUUGGUAAAUGACUGAUUAGCUACAUAUCGUCACUGUCCAUAGAAAAACAUGUGUCUGUAUAAUGUAAAGAGAUUUUAUUCCAAGUGGUUUUAGGUCACUUCUCUUGGUGCAUUUAUCAUGAAAUUUACAGAGUACAGAGGACAGCUGCCAUGUUCAAUUGAUGUAAGUGUAAAAAUGGCAAUUGUUGCAUUAAUAAAUGAUCCUAUUUAAAUUAACAGUUUACUUAGUGACAUAACAGUCAAGAAUUAUUUUGGACUGUUGGAAUCUAAUCAUUUUCAUUUAUUAUAGUUUGUCAAUAAUGAUUUUUGUUAUUUGACACUCAUAACACAAAAAGAUAUAACUUGAAAUAUUAGCCGUUUGACAAAAAUGGAUAUUGUUGCAUUAAUAAGACAUACUUCUUGAAUAUUAAUUUUUUACUUAGUGACAUAAUAUUCAAGAAUUAAUAGAAAAAAAUGAACCAACUCAAAAAUUAUAUAACUUGAAAUAUUAACCAUUUAGUUUUAGUUGCAUAAAAACAUUUCUUAACAAUUAUGAAUGAAUUGUCUAUGUCCUGUUUUAAAUGAUUAAGUAGUUAUUUACUUGCUACUUUGCUAAUUUUUCCUUUACGCGUAGUUAAUCAUUAUUAAAUGGUUAAUAUAAUUGUAUGCAAAAGUUUGAACAACAAAUUACACAUUUAGUUAAUUUUGUAAAUGAAAAUAUGUUAACACACCCUCUACAGAGGGCACACUUAAAUAUGACAUUUUUCUGCAGAUUUUAGUUUACAAUUUGUAGGAAUUUGCUGAGUGUAACAUAAAAACUAAAGCAUAAAAUCUAAAAUGUGUACAAAGUUUUGCACAGGCCACAUUUUAUGCUUUACUUUUUUCCAGUAUGAUAAAUUCAGCAAAUAAACAGUGAUAAUGUAACUUACUUUCACUUAGAAAACAAAACCAGGGCUGCCCAAACUUUGAAUUGGGACCCUAUUAUAACGUUGCGACUUAAAAAUGUAUCAUAUUAAUUAUUUCACUUAUAUAACAUAAAUACAUCUAAUACGUUUGUGAAAAGCAUUUACAAUGAUUUAAUUAUUUAUAUGUCACUAAGUAAACAGUUAAAAAUCCAAAUCCUUAUUAAUGGACAAGUAACAAUUAUAUAAUAAUUAACUAUCAAUAACAAACUAUUAGAUAAUGAUUACGUUUCUAAUAUAGAGGCCUGUUAUUAUAAAAUGUUACCAGAUAUUGUUGUAAUGAAGAAUGAAUAAGUCUUUACACUGAAUGGACGAUUUGUAGUAAUGAAGGUUAUUUUAAGCACUUCCGAAAUUUUAUCAUAAUUUAUUUUUUAAGGCCCGUAAGACUACAGUUCAUACAUGUGUAAUUCAUUUUAUCUUGCUUUUCUCUUUUUACAUUCACAAAUGGGUCAUGUGAGAUGUUUUGUUUAAUCAUACUGUACAUGUUGUAGUAACAGUUAGCAUGUAAUGCUACGUGCUUCAAUAUUUAAUAUAGCAUGUGGUGCUAUAUGUAGUAAAGUGAUUGGCAAUGCCUUAUUAUACAGUAUGAUUCGCAUAUUCAAAAAUGAGUUGAAGAUCAUUCUAAAGCUUGUCAAUAUGGCGAUCCAAGUAUAGUAAAACCCAAAUCCCUAAGGGCUCAGUUUCCAUUGAAAGACUUUUGAAAAGCUUUUUAAUGAGAUUCCUUUUAAAAUUGAAAUACUGGUGAAACUACUCCUGCCAUGAAUCGUGACUCUUGUGCUCUAAUUAGCGGCAAAAUGAUUUCAAUUUGACUUCAACAAAGAGAAGCUGAUUUUUUGAACUUUGCGAAUGCAUAUUUGCUCACUAUUCAAGUUUGUAAUUCUUAAUUACUGUGUAUGUUGGGAUAAUAAAACAUAUUUUUAUAAUCAUUUUUAAUGUUUAGAUAUAGUGUAGAGUGUGGAACUAAUUAAGGUUGAGUUGCACUAAUGUACUGGAGGAAAAUGUCCAAUCAAAACGUUUUAAACAAGUUUUAUGUUGAACAUAUCUGAAACCACUCUUGUUGUAGUAGGUGAUCACUUUUUAACUUAAUUUUGAUGAAUGAAGGUUUGUCUGUCAAAAAAAGCUAAGAAUUACAGUACUGUGCAAAAGUCAGAGACCAGCGUUUCAUUCAAAAGCUGGUUGAACAGAAAAAUACACAGAAGCAUCAACAACUAAACUUAAUAUCAAAUGUUUCAGUAUUUAGUGUGUCCACUCUUUUCCUUUUUUGCAGCUUCUAUUCUUUUUCUUGCUUUCAGCUUUUCAAAGAAAACUACAGGGGUAUUUUUCUACACCUCCUAAGUUUAGUCCUAGGCUGUGUUCAGACUGCAGGCAAUUCGGAUUUGUUUCUCAAAUGAGAUCUUUUGAAGCGGCUGUCCAUGCUAUUAUUUGCAAUUGAUCAGAUCAGAUUUGUUUGUUCAGACAUCACCAACCGAUCUGCAUGGGCUGCUGUGGUAAUGACGUAGGUUUCAGUAACCACGUUAGCUAUGCUGGUGACGCGGAUUUCAAACGUGGAUGAAGAAGAGAUGGAGGUGCAUCAUCUCGCCCACCAAACUCUUCAAAAUUCUCUGGUAUAGGCAUGAAUCUUUGGCGCUCUUCUUGAAUCCCAGCGCUUCCUUCACUCUAGAUUUGACAUCACGUUGUUUGUCAAAUUGCAAGUGACGCAAAAGACUCUUUGAAAUCCGAUUUGAGCGUCCAGAGUGUCCAGACUGAGAUAAAUCUGUAAAAAUCUGAUUGAAAUCUCAUAUGCCAAAAAAUCAGAUUUGGGCUGGCAGUCUGAACAAGGCCUUAGAAGUUGGCUGCUUCAUGCUAUCAAAAUAAUCCUAAUAACAUUUAGACACAUCAAUCCAUAAAAGCUUAGAUGUCUAGUUUCAGUGUUGAGGUGUAAAUGUUCCUCUUUUUUUAUAUAUUCUUUUCUCAGUAAGGGCUUCUUGAGAGCUACAUGUCCUUUCAGACCCACAGCAUUAAAGAAAUAGCAAAAAAAUGAACUUUCUAUAUUUUCCACCUGCCCCAAAUGCAGUUGAUCAGCAAAGAUGUUUUUGACGUGUAAAUUUUGCUUCUUUAGCACUGGAGCUAUAAGAUGAAUCAAUAUGGAGCAAAUUAAUUAGCCAAAUGAAAACUCAGGUAACACACCACUACUCAUCUCACUCUGUCUGGACUCAAGUGAUGCUCGUUGUCAUGGUAACGUCUACACUAAGUAGUACUGUACAAAUGCGUGAAAGUCUGGAUCUAAUGACUUGUAAUGUGCAUGUAAACUGAGAUUUUUAUUGUUUAAUUGUUUAUUUAAGUAGAGUGAGCAUAUAAGCACCUCAGUCUUAAUCUACAAUCGGAACGAAUUCAGUCAGAUUGGCAACAAUCUUCGCAUGUAAACACAGCCAUUGAAAGUCAACAGUCACCCCAAGCAGUUCCACAUAUACAUCCUGAACCCACUUGAGCCGCAUCCAUGGUCUUAAUUAAGGUCACCCAGACAAGCUGAUGUGGUUUAGAACAAAGUAUAAACUCUAAACUUAAAAAAUGUAAAAAAAAAAAAAUUUUAGAAAAUAAAUUAUGGUGUAGCUAAAAGAAGAGGAAGCCAUUGCUUUCCUGAGCAUGAUGAGAUGACGAAAGAUGGGGCAAACAACAAAGAUGCUCUGUAGGGUAACGUAGGUAGAAAAAGUAAGGAAGUGUACUCAGAAAAUCAGUACAGUGUCUGAUUUAUGAGUUUGUGGACCACAUUUUCUGCACCCAUGAGCCUCAACCUUGAAUGUACACAAGGAGAAACACAUCUGUUGGAUGCUGGACCCACCAGUGACUCCGUGGACCCACCUGUGAGACUUCAGACAACAGGAGCCUUGUGGUGUGUUUGGGGCAAGUGACAGGUGAUGCUGUGUCUCUGCUCCUCACUUGUGUAGAAUUACUGUAAUUCAAAUUGCAACAUCUCAUACAGUGAGCAAGCUUUAGGUUAUACUGUGCUAAUGCUGCAUACCUGUGUAGUGACAUUUUACAACACACCCCUGCGCUCCAGCCUCCCAAAGUUUGAAGGCAGAAUUGUACCUGAAAUCAAGACGUUAUGCAGGUGAUAAUAUAGUUCUUUAAAUGUGUAAAUAAGGCCUGUCCAUGUCAUUUUACUAAACCAUUUAAACAUAUUUGAAAACGGUUUGGGUGACUAUUGACGUCCAGUGUUUGUUAGCCUUACAGCUCAGUUCUAAACUAAAGAAGCAACAUUUGAACGCCAAACAUGAUCUUUGCUGAUCGACUGUAUUUGGGGAAAAUCAUGAAAAUUUGAUUUUUCUCAAACUAUUUCUAAGUAGUCCUCUCACAGUGAAAGAAUUUACACCUGUUUUCAGAUCUGAAGCAAAAGAGGAGCUUGUUUUUCUCCUCUCUCUCAAAUAUGAAAGCUUUAAGUGCUGUUUAUCUGAUGGGGACAAAUCCCAUUUUCUUUGCAUCAUUUCAUUUUUUUUAAACACCAGUUUUUAAAGCUUCUGUUUUUUUUGCUCGCAAAACUGCAUUAUGAAACUAUACAAGUGGAUUAUCUUAUAUCUAAUCUCCUCAGAAAUAUCUCUGAAAAAUGUAUAACUUGUACUUAGUGGCUGUUUUGACUGGAAAUUAAAUUACUGAAGGGUGGUCUCUGACUUUUGUACAUUACUGUACUUGGGUACCACACAUUAUCACUGUCAGAGCAAAAUCUUGUGUUUCCAAAAUGGUAACUUUACAGCCGAAGGAAAAACAUUCUUAACUUAUAAAGAUAUUUAGUCCAUGGCAAUUUGGAAUUUGGACCAUUUAUAUUGGUCCAGUCGACAUGCAAUCUUUACACGCAAAGGGCAGCUGGCGUUUUCAGAUUAUGUAAAAUGGAAAAAAAACAAAAAUGGAGAUCCAAGUUUUGUUGUGACAGUGAGUAUUUACUUGUUGGUGUAAUCUGGUAUAUUCUGAGGCCAUUAACAAGAAUCUGCAGAAACCAAAUAAUAAUUUUAACGUGAUCUUUCAAAAAAUCCGUCCAGUGUGCUUCAGCCAAGCUUAUACUAGAAGAUUAUAGCGUGAGUUUAGCUUUAUAGAGGUGAAUUUCUCUCUGAGACAGAGGUUUUUUCAUUGGUUCUAACUGGGCUGUUCAAGGAAUCACAGUAUUAUGCAGGGUAAACCACAGAGGCUCAUUAAUAUACAGUUUGAAUGUUUUAUUGCGGAGCACAAAUUAGGCCUUUAAAUCUUGGCGUCCUCUCCAUGUUGACUCUGAAACAGACACUGAGCCAAAACAGGCUCAUUUGUUCCUGCAGUAACACACGCAGCCUCUAUUUCAUAAGUGCUCCACAGUUCGACUCUGAAUAGUCUGAUCCACUGAACUGCCUGGUAAAACCUGCUGUACAGCCAAAAUUCAUCCAGAGAACACUGACGAGGUUUUGCUGUCAGUUCACAUUUAUGAUCAAGCGCACACUGCUCUGCUGUUCAUUCAACGUCAUAAAUGCUUGAAUGGAUAAUCUUUUAAUAUUUUUUAAUUCUGCUCUAAAGCAAGCAAAUGUUUAACCAGCAAACUUGCUGAAGUGUUGUCCGAUUUUCCGGUUUGUAUGUGUGGGUGUCAGUAUGAUUUGUAUGUGAGGGUGUUUUCUAAUAGAAAUGUGGUCAUUAGAUGAGUUCAUAAACUAUGCUGACCAAAUGAAUGAUGUUUGUGACCGCUGCCAUAACUGUAAUGAAAUGUCGAAUUUUGCUAUGAAAUACAAAUAGGGUCUUUACAGUGGCUUCAUACAUGAGGAUAUGUUUAUGUGGUAUCAACUGUUAUUUUAUCAUGAUUUGUGAAUUAAAUGAUCAAAAGGAAAA